CCGCCAAUCAGCGCGGGGAGGCGGGGCGUGGGCAGGCCGCGGCUUUGUGCCCGAUGGAGUUCCCGGAGCACAGCCGGCAGCUGCUGCGGGGGCUGCGGGAGCAGCGCUCCCGGGGGAUCCUGUGCGACUGCACGGUGCUGGUGGGCACCGCGCCGUUCCCCGCGCACCGCGCCGUGCUGGCCGCCUGCAGCUCCUUCUUCCACCUGUGCUACGCCGAGCCGGGCGGCGCCGGCGGGGCGAGGGGCGCCGUGGUGGCCUUGAACAGCGACAUCGUCACGGCUCCGGCCUUCGCGCUGCUGCUCGAGUUCAUGUACGAGGGGCGGCUGGCGCUGGCGGCGCCGCUGGAGGACGUGCUGGCCGCCGCCAGCUACCUGCACAUGAACGACGUGGUCAAGCUGUGCAAGAAGAAGCUGCAGGCGAGGGGCCCGGCCGAGGCCGACAGCACCAAGCGGGAGGAAGAGGAGGAGGAGGAGGACGCCCCCAGCCCGCCCCCGCCGCAGCCCCCGCCCCACGGCCAAGGUCAGGACACCCGCCCGGGGUGCGGGGGAACGGCGGGUGACGGCCACCCCCCCGGCACCCACCGGGCAGCGGGGAAGCCCCUUCUCCUCAUUUCCCUCGGGGGUGCAGCGGGGCCACGUCCCCCCCGAUCCGCUCCCUGGGCGGGGGGGCUGCAGGUGCCAAGGGACCCCCCGCACCCGCGCGGGUGGCGAGGAAGGGGCUCCCCGGAGGGUCCCCCCUCCCCCCGGCGGUGGCAGCAUCCUCCUCAUCGUCCUCCUCCCCUCCGCGGUGCCCGGAGCGCGAUCCCGCUGCCGCCCCCUCCCCCGGCCCGAGCGGCGGGAUUUGGGGAGGGGGCGGCGCUGGGCCCGGCGCUGGGGGGGCUGCGGGAGCCGCUGUUCCUGGCGCCGCUGGAGCCCCGCGGGGGCUUCGGGCUGUUCGCCGAGGAGGCCCCGACGUGUCCGACGUGCGGCAAGACGUUCUCGUGCUCGUACACGCUGCGGCGCCACGCCACCGUGCACACCCGCGAGCGGCCCUACGAGUGCCGCCACUGCCUGCGCUCCUACACGCAGUCCGGGGACCUGUACCGGCACGUCCGCAAGGCCCACAGCCCCGGCGGGCCCGCCCGCGGGCCCCGCGACGGCGACAACCCGCCCUGA
Molecule: messenger RNA, 1154 nt
Organism: Pyrgilauda ruficollis (rufous-necked snowfinch)
Lineage: Eukaryota; Metazoa; Chordata; Aves; Passeriformes; Passeridae
Gene: ZBTB3
Product: zinc finger and BTB domain containing 3
Exons: 3
Coding region: 54-1154 (366 amino acids)
Biological process (GO): regulation of transcription by RNA polymerase II
Cellular component (GO): nucleus
Molecular function (GO): DNA-binding transcription factor activity, RNA polymerase II-specific; RNA polymerase II cis-regulatory region sequence-specific DNA binding; protein binding
Source: RefSeq, a predicted model, not a curated record